AUGAACCGCGCGGUCUGUACCGCGGCCGGGGUGACCCGCUUACCUUCUGUUACCGCGUUUCCAGAUUUUAGACUGCGACUGCCUCUUCGAGUGCGCUCAGUCCGCUUCAUUGUUUUUGCUGUGGUUACUGUAUUCACUUUUUCUGUGGACCCGGAGAGAAGUUUCUGGAGAGUCCAAAACGAUCGGCUAGUGACCCACUUUUUAGGUCAUGGCCAUAGUUCUGAGAAGACCCUGUUCGCACUUUCCCCUGUGUUAGCGCACGCCAUCACAAGGGAGACGCCUCGCAAAACGCUGGAAGAACGCCACCAUGUUCGAGCGUUUUCAUCACAGCACGCCGGCAGAGCACGCCACGAUGAAGCGGAGCUGCAGCCCGUAUCCUCAAAAGAUUCGACAGCACGACGUACAGCGGCCGCCCAUGAAGAGUCUAAAGCUCAUAAUCGUGAGGGAAAAGGUGCAAGCGAAGGCUUCCAAGGACGAAGCAAGGUGGAAAAUGACGGUCAGGAAAGCCCAGACUCGAAAAACUCGGGCGCACCGUCUGCUCCGUCAUCACAGGCGAAGCCGGAGCGAAAUUAUCAGACUGGCUUCCUUGGCUUCUUCAGUGGACAGUGUCCAGCGACUCCGCUGACGACGCCUAUUCCUCCCCACUUUGUUCGGUUCGUUAUCAUCUGCUACAGUGUCAUCGCUGGCAUCGCGAUUCUCUGGUUGCUUGUGCAAGCGUCGCGUCGGAAACAUCAUCAGAGAAAACAAAAGCAGGCUCUUCAGGAGCUCGUUAGGCACGGGGAACUCUGGCAUCGUUCCGGCAAGGUCGUACAGCGACUUUCGUCCGGAAUGCGUGUGGCGACGGAAGGUGAUCCGGAUGAAGACAACUCCUUACAUUCAGGCCCCUUGACAUUUGUCCGUGGAAUGCUCAUUCAGCAGGAAGGGUGUUACAGAAGCCUUCCUGGGUCGAUGAUAAAAACAGUUCUGAAGGCGUCUUUCGCCUUGGCGUGUGUGCUGCCGAUCCUCGCGAUUUCGGUCUCGGUCGUGACGCACUCCAAUCGGUCACUGACUUCUUUUCUCAUGCCUCCCGUUUUCUAUGACGCGCAGGAACCCCCCGCCCCACCUUCAAACUUUCGUCUUGGUUCCGAGUCAGUGAAAAGUAGUCCGUCUGAUUCCUCCCGAGCCAUACCCAAGACAAGGCCCCCGGCGUCGCUCGAGGGCUCGUCAAACGACUUCAUUACCCAGUACUGGAUUUCUGAUGUCGAGUGCAUGCAGACUCGCGAGGAAGUUUGUGUGAGUCUGAUGCUCUUUUCUUUUCUGUAUUUGGCCCUCGGUCAAGCUCUCUGGGUGAGGUUUCUGCGAGAUCUUGACCUAACCCCAGCUCCCUUAGCCUCGUGCUCACAGCUGCGCCUGCGCGUCACGUACAUCCCACUCCACAGAGUUGAACAACUGCGGCGCUCGUGGCAACGGGAACACAGGUGUCACGCAGCGAAAACCUGCUCGGAUGAGUUGAUGCGGCGUCGUUUCACCGCUGUAGCCGCUUCAGUGACAAAUGUCCUCUCCGCCGAGGGGGCCGAAAACUCAAGUCAGGCGCUGGAACGUCUCGGUGCCGGGGAGGCGUGCACGUCGGCAGUCGGCCACCCCGGAAAAGCGACGCGUGAAGGAAGUGAAGAAGGGCUAGAAGGCAAGAAAGACUGGACAGAUGGCGGCAUGUUUGUGGAAGAGGAAGACCUCACGCGGUGGUCCAUGGGGGAAAUCAAUUUGCAGAGCCUACAGACGCAGACAUUCGUGGCCGACGUCUGGAGUACUGUCAGUGUGCAGCAUCGGCAGCGGUUUGUGGAAGUCGAGGGGCUGAGCUUUGUCUACGAGUCGCGUACAGGAGUCUUCGUUCUCGCGACAACAUUUCAAGAAAAGCAAGGUGUCGGUGAAGCCGUCGAUCUCGCAGAGGCACUGACGGCGGAGGACAUGGAUGGAAGCGAAGACAAAGCCACUCGCCUCCUUAACACAUUCCAACGCGUUUUGCUGAAGCCGGAGGAAGUUGCUGAUCGUCAGUAUAUCGGGAAAAAUCGGCUUGUCGUCGCCAACACGACGUUCAGGGAGCUCGUUUGGUCGUCCGUGACCGGGAACGCCUUCUACUUCGCCGUUCUUGUUGCCAUGUGGUACUACAGUUUCACGCGGAACUUUCUGGUACUGGGAACCCUGCUAGUCUUCGUCGUCUUCGAGGGACUCUACCGAAUCCGCCUUCUUGUCCGGCAGCAAAAACGGCUUCAGUCUCUCGCGGCAGAACGUGAGAAAGCCGUCAGUGCGAAACCGGCUCUGGUCCUCCGACUCCUUCGAACGGCUUCUGGCCUCAAGACUGGCGCUGAGCCGAGGUCGGCGACGCCACCUCAGAGUGGCCAAGGUUCCCAUUCCUUUGUGCCCACGUGGAUUCGAAUUCCCGCAGCCGAUAUCGUUCCCUCAGACAUCGUUCGACUGUCAAGAGGAGAUGUCGUCCCCUGCGACAUGCUCCUCGUUAACGGAACUGUUGCUGUCGACGAGUCCUCCCUUCGAGGUGACGGGACGCCUCAGCGUAAGGGGCCCUUGCGGGUAUCAGUUAGGAAGCUGCGAGGAAAGCUACAUGGCGGCGACAAAGGAACGCCUUUGCCCGAGGAUGGGCGACUCGCCGACAGCGUCUUGCAUGCAGGAACGAGCGUCAUCUCUUGCACGGAGGCGCGAGGCAGGAGUCGGACCCUGGACGAGGAGGCGAUCCAGUAUGUCUUCACUGUGGAAGACGAAACCGCAAAUAGAUCCGCAGGGAAAGCGUUUCGAGAAACACUGGGUGUUGAGCAAAGGGCGAAACUGGAGAAGAAUCUCGCAACUGUUGAGCGAACGCAGGUCGCUGCAGCCGAAGCUUUGAUGGACGCAGGAGCCUCCGGUCAAGGAGGCAUCUGUUGGGGAGUCGCCCUGCGCACGGGAAUUGAUACGGCUGCCGGACAGCAACUCCGGCAACUCCAGCUCCCGGAACAGGAAAUGUUUCGGUAUGACCGUAAACUCAUCUAUGUCUGCAGCAUUGUACUCAUUCUCUGGCUCGGCUUGGUCGCAGUGCAUGCGCACUACACCGAAAGUCUCUUGCUAUCUUUCCGCUUCGCCGUUGACUCUCUCCUGAAACUCUUGCCUUUGUGGCUGCCUGCUCUGUGCGGGCUUUUCGCCACCCUGGCGGCGCGCCGGCUUCGUGUUUGCAGCGCCAAGGAAAUUGAUGGAUUCCGACGCAGAGUUGAACAGGCGACCGGAAGAAAUUGUUUGAGGGUUUUUCUCUCCGCUGCUAGUCAAGCACGGAUGCUCGCCUCCCUCCCCAGCGAACAGCCUGUAGACACCAGGGAGCCCCAAGGUAUGUCGCCUGUUUCGCCAAAGUCCCGCAGUGGCUUAUCCUCGCCCCUUGAUCCCGCUGAUAGGUCAUCCACAGUCGUGGAUUCGAGGCCGUUUACUGUUGUUUGUCCGGCGCCUGGGCGGCUUCCUAUAGCGGCCAAAGUACGAAUCGUCUGCUUUGACAAGACCGGGACGCUAACGCGAGAAGAGUUCUCCUUUGUUGGGUGUCAGCCGGUCGAAGCCGCCUCCAUGCUGUCCUUUGUGAGUUACGAGCCGGAUGGUCCGGCCAUGCAGAUGCGACCUCGAGGUGCAGGUGCGCCUUUGCCUAACGUCAAAAACUCCCCCCAAACAUUCCAAGCUGCCGGCGGUGACCGGCAGGUUCCGCCACGUCUAUUCGAAGGCCUCGUCUGUUGUCACGGUUUGACAUUAGAUAACGCACAAAUGGUGGGGACGCUUCUGGAGCAGCAGAUGUUCGAGUCGACAGGAUGGAAGAUGAAAUGGACGGUGUUUCCUCAACAGCGCGCAGAUGGUCCGACAGAGAUCGCUGGUCUGACAAGACUCGCAUUCUCCCCGGCAAACGCUAAGGGGUACUACAGCGAUGAGGACGGAGACAGAACAGGAGGGUUUGUUCUUCUGCAGAGACUUGUGUUUGAUCCCGUGCGCCAAGUAAUGAGUGUUGUCGUUGCAAAGGUGAAAGACGAGCGACGAGGGGACCAGAACGAGGGAGAAGUUUUUGUUUUCUGCAAGGGAAGCUACGAAGCCAUCGCUUCACUCUGUCGCCCCGAAACGGUGCCUGGACAGUUCCUUCAUCGGGCCGGCACGUACGCGAAAGAAGGCGUGUACGUGCUUGCGGCAGCGAGCAAGUCUCUAGGCGUAAGGACCGACCUGAAUGCUUGGAAGGACUUACCUCGAUCGGAAGUGGAAAGCGACCUUGACCUCGAAGGUCUUCUGCUCUUCCGGAACGAACUCCGACCUGAUGCAGCUGACACCAUCCAUCAGCUCAAGGUCGCGAAAAUCAGGCCCGUCAUCCUCACAGGCGACUCUCCUUUAACUGCGGUUGCGGUCGCACGGCGAGCCGGUAUGGUCGGGGGCUCAGGAGGUGUCUUCGGCAGCGAUACCGGUAGGCUACAGAGGCUGAGCAGAGGUGAUACGGUGGAUGGCUUGCAUCCGAUGGUGCUAGGUGACCUUGUAGACGAUGAUUUGAGUGGUGAGGACGUCGAAGCGUUUCAGAGUGGCCAGGAUCGAGUAGGCGAUUCUAGAGCCGGUAAGAGAUGCACAGGAGGAUCUCAGGGGUGGCACCCUGCGAAGGAAAGGACAAGUGCCGUGUGUCAAGGCGAGAAAUCCAAAGCUGCGGCUGGGUUAUGCGAGAGAGUAAAGUGGACGAAUGUGGACACCGGAGAAGAAAUUGACCGGUGGACGGUCUUCUUCACUAAGGAAUAUAAGGAACUUGCGCUGACAGCGCGAGCCGUAGAAGCCCUCACAGAAACACCAGAUAUUUUGAUGGCAGGAGAUUUGAGUGGGGAGGAUUUCGCUGUCGGCGACGAAGGCGACAGCGAUCAGCUGGAGGAGGAGAGUGAAGGACUUCUUUGGUCUCAAGGGCACAGUGGCGUCCCGCCUGGAUCUGAAAGCACACCCAGCAACACAGGCGGAUCCUCUGGUAGCCAGUCCCCUUCUUCCGCGUCACUUGGACAAACCGAGUGCUGGUCUCCAAAUUCGAAGAGGUAUGGAGGGCCUGUAGAAGAUCCCAGCUCCCUCUUCAGGGUUCGGCAACGGAGACCAACGAUGUUUGACCGAAUUCUCUUUCGCGUCCGUGUCUUCGCACGGAUGUCACCCCAUGGUAAGGCCCUUAUCAUCGAGCGGUACCAAGAGAGAGGCCUGAUUGUGUCUAUGGUCGGAGAUGGGACAAAUGACUGUUUUGCCAUACGUCAAGCUCAAGUAGGCAUCGCUUUCGGGCCGGGAAGCCUGUGCCAGUCCAUUGCUCCUUUUGCAAUUCUGACAAACCAAAGGGAAGAGCCGACGCACUCUGCCUCUUCAUCGGACUCCUCUGCAUCCGCAGGUCAAUCAAAGGCUAGUCUAGUGGUGCACCACUGUCCUCGGGCAAACCGGUUUGAUUCGUGUGGCCUGCUGGGCGUCAUCACGCUCAUGCGUGAGGGCCGGGCAACUCUCGUCACAUCGUUUGCCGUCUACAAGCUACAGAUUUUGUACGGCCUGUUAUCCGCAGUUUCUUACUUAAUGCUGACAGUUGGUGCAUACGGCACCCCAAAUGCGUUUUCACUCUUCUUCUCUUCUGUAGCAAUGCUCCUUGGUCUAUCUUUAUCAAUGCUCUGGUCCGUUCCCUCCGUCACGCCGCUAACAAAGCGCAGUCCGACAAGUAAUCCACUAGGUGUCAGGACAGUGGCCGAAGUGAUGUCGAUUCUUAUUGUGGACCUGUUGGCACUAUUUCUGCUUUUUGGGCUCCUCUAUGGCCCAGCCGGACGGCCCCUGCCAUGUGCAUGGGUCCAGAGAGAAGUACGACACGAGCUGCUGCAACGGCAACAGAUCGAAAAUCUGCUUGAUCUUCAUUCAUUCAACGAACCACACAUUGCCCAGAUGGAAGACGCUGUGACCCACGCCAAGAAGAAGCUCGUAGAGUACAAUCCAGAUAAGGAGGCAGAUGGCGGCCACACAAAGCAAAGGACGGCGGUUCAUGACAAGGCGAUUGCGGAAGUGCAGCGAUGGAGGGUAGAAGUGACACCAUCACUAUCAUUCCCUACUCACGAAGCCAAUCGAGUGACAGACCUGGUGGGGAAUGUUUCUGAUAAAACUAUUUCAUCGCAGCAGCAGACGCUGAAUGGAAACCACUCUACAGCCAUGCUGAAAAAUUUGGAAGAAACAACGAAGGGUCACAACGGAGCCACUGCAUUUUUAGAGGUUAACCAGCAGGUGGCGACGCGAUUCCGCACCGAAGUCAAUGCCGUGCCUUUCCGCGAAAAAAGCAUCCGAAAACAGUCGGUCUUUUCUUCAGGUUUAGUGGAGGACGUGGAAUUGAGAAAUAUGAUACCGGCAGCGAAACGGAAUCGUGCCGUGUCUCAUAACGGCAAUGCACAUGAGGAUGGGGAGGUCCGACAUUUCUCGAUUCCAGAAUCGAGCGCACAGUCGUGGAUAGAAAAAACACGAGGUACCGCGCCGCCGCCACAUCCUGACGUUGACACUCUCAUGGGACACAACCUUCGUCCAGGAGCAGCAGAACACAACCUGCCAUGCAGCCGCGAUGGGAGAACUGAGGCUUCUGUCAUAUUCUUAUGGUUAGGAGCCUGCCUUCUCAAUGCCGCGCUUAUAUUUAGUAGCGGACGGACAUCGGGAAAAGCAUUUUGGAGUAAUCCGGUCCUGAUGCCUCUUAGCUUUAUCUUCGCGGUUUUCUUUGUGUUUCUAGUCACCGCGCCAAAGAACCGCGUGUCUUGUGUCUUCAUGGUCAACUGCCCCGCUAACGAAAUACGCAUGCAGCAGCAAAGACGGAAUGCCAUCGGGGUUGCAAAGCAGCUGGUUACGGACGAGGAAGCGAAAGACAUGUACAGGCUUCUGGCGCGGAACGCUGAAAUGGAUGUGGUAAAAGUGCGUGCUAUUCUGAGCGUUGAUAUGGCUGCACCUAACGAACGUCUACCAACCUUGCCUUCGACAUCUCUGCCAGCACACUCAAAUCUAGGCGGGGCUUCGGAAACGUCUAAGUCGGGCCAGCUGGAAACAGCAGGUGAUCUAGCGAAGUCGUUCAGAGCGCGCAUGGCGCGGCGGGCGCAGAUUGGCAUUCAUGGGUCACGCAAGCCAAUGAUUCCUGGCCAGUUUAACGGCGCUACCGAAGAACGCAACGAAGGCGUCAACAACGUACAAGUUGAUGAGGUGCAACCAAAGCAAGGAGACCGCGGCAGGGUAAAAGGUAAUAAUGGAUCGGUGAUAUCCGCGUGGUAUGGGCAAGUGCUGCUCUACGUCCUCUGUUCGAUGUCAGUCUUGAAUGGCAUGAUUCACAUGUACGUGAUUGGGGAUCAGAUGGGUCGAGACACUAUCGCCAACUGGUGGCGGAAGGCCCAUCCCUCCCGAUACAAAGGCGAGGUCAUUGCUGUGUAG
Toxoplasma gondii ME49 is the source of this 7422-nucleotide messenger RNA. RefSeq names its product haloacid dehalogenase family hydrolase domain-containing protein. Lineage: Eukaryota; Apicomplexa; Conoidasida; Eucoccidiorida; Sarcocystidae. The transcript has 2 exons. Gene Ontology annotation, cellular component: membrane. The record is from RefSeq and is a predicted model, not a curated record. Gene Ontology annotation, molecular function: P-type transmembrane transporter activity; nucleotide binding. The coding region runs from base 1 to 7422 and encodes 2473 amino acids.